AAUCCAUUUAAUUACAACUUAUGGAAACGCAGCAUAUAAAACGGGCAGAGGUAGGGUUUUAGCUGGUGCAGUGGCUGUGAGCGUAAGACGAAAGAGAGCAAUUGAAACAGUUCUUUGCGCCGCUCAGCCAACAUGGGUAUUUCCAGGGAUUCCAUGCACAAGAGGCGUGCCACUGGUGGCAAGAAGAAGGCUUGGAGGAAGAAGCGAAAGUAUGAACUUGGUCGUCAGCCAGCAAAUACUAAGCUCUCUAGCAACAAGACUGUAAGGAGAAUCCGUGUUAGAGGAGGCAAUGUGAAGUGGAGGGCAUUGAGAUUGGAUACAGGCAACUAUUCAUGGGGUAGCGAAGCUGUCACCCGCAAGACCCGUAUUCUUGAUGUGGUAUAUAAUGCCUCAAACAAUGAGCUUGUCAGGACACAGACCCUCGUAAAGAGUGCUAUUGUUCAAGUGGAUGCUGCUCCCUUUAAGCAAUGGUACCUUCAACACUAUGGUGUUGAUAUUGGGAGGAAGAAGAAGACAGCAGCUAAGAAGGAAGCUACUGAGGAGGGAGAAGUUGCUGUCGAGGAAACUAAGAAGAGUAACCAUGUGCAAAGGAAGCAUGAGAAGCGCCAGAAGGAACGUACACUUGAUGCUCACAUUGAAGAACAAUUUGGCUCUGGUAGAUUGUUGGCAUGCAUUUCUUCCCGGCCAGGUCAAUGUGGCAGAGCUGAUGGAUACAUAUUGGAGGGUAAAGAGCUAGAAUUCUAUAUGAAGAAAAUCCAAAGGAAGAAGGGCAAGGGCGCUGGAGCUGCUUAGAUGCAGUAUUUCAAAUGGUCUACUCUCUCAUCAAUGUGGUUUUUGUUGCCUUUAAAUUUUGUUCUCUUUAUUUUCCUACAAUUGAGGAUAUGGUACAUUUUUAUUGUGAACUCUUUAGGCAUUUGUUCAAGUCCUUGUUAAAUUGUGCUGUUCUUUUAAUCAAAAGUUAAAGAAAAAAGAAUUAUUGUUA
Messenger RNA from Gossypium arboreum, 982 nucleotides. Its product is annotated as 40S ribosomal protein S8-like. Gene Ontology annotation, biological process: translation; maturation of SSU-rRNA from tricistronic rRNA transcript (SSU-rRNA, 5.8S rRNA, LSU-rRNA). Gene Ontology annotation, molecular function: structural constituent of ribosome. NCBI's taxonomy places the organism in Eukaryota, Viridiplantae, Streptophyta, Magnoliopsida, Malvales, Malvaceae. The record is from RefSeq and is a predicted model, not a curated record. The transcript is spliced from 5 exons. Gene Ontology annotation, cellular component: cytosolic small ribosomal subunit; ribosome. Bases 133 to 792 code for a protein of 219 amino acids.